ACCAUGGCUGCUGCAUCGUCGUCGACGGCCGCGGGGACGAACGCGACAGAGCAGGACGCGCUCAAGGCGCUCACGUUUCAACGCUUGCACCCGAAAACUUAUCUUGAGCGGUUUCUGGCGGAGAAUGUGAGACCGGACGGGCGCGACUUUGACGAGUGGAGGGACAUUUCUGUGAAUGUAGGCUCGAUCUCAACUGCGGACGGCUCUGCGCUCGUCAGGCUGGGUUCGACGACGGUUGUAUGCGGCGUGAAAGCGGAAAUUGCAGAACCAGAGCUCGACAAGCCGAAAGAUGGCUUCCUAGUCCCCAAUCUCGACCUUCCCGCCAUCUGCUCUCCGAAGUUCAAACCCGGGCCUCCAACAGAUGAGGCGCAAGUGAUCUCAGACAGACUGAACGACGUCCUCAUCUCAUCAGGCGUGGUAUCCACAUCUUCGCUGUGCAUCGAGCCCAGCAAGUCGGCAUGGGUGUUGUACGUCGACGCAACAUGCAUCAACUACGAUGGGAACGCGUUUGACGCGACACUUCUCGCGAUGGUGGCGGCGUUGAAGAACACACGACUGCCGAAGGCGAGGUAUGACGAGGACCGGCAGCAGACCAUCUGCUCGCGCAAGGUCAAGGAGCCUCUUCAGAUUGGCAGACUACCUGUGUCAUUUUCCUUCGGCAUAUUCGAUGGAGCGUAUAUACUGGCCGACCCUACAUCUUUCGAGGAACCCCUGCUUGAUACAUCGGUGUCAGUAGUGGUCGACGACGCCGGUGGCCUCAUCUCCGUCAUGCAACUUGGCCUGGGAACAGCGGACGGACAGGACUUGCUAUCGACGUGCAUCGACGCAGCGAAGGAAUGCUGGCAGAAUACACGAAAGGAUGUAUACGCGACGUCCUGACAUCGCGAGUAAGGCGCCUGAAGCACAUGUCACGCUGAUUGUCCGUGGUAAAAGCCAAGACGCCCAUCUCCAGGUUUGCGCCUGUUGGAGAAGCCUGCAGUAAACUCGCGCCUGUCUGCUCACACGUCCCAAUCAACGCGUGCGAUGGUCCAAAGAUGGCCCGCUUCAUUUCCGGUCAGCGGAGGAAGGCACAAGUCGUGACACACGUAAACCACGUCUGUAAUAGCACACGCCCGAGGUGCUAUCUCGCUUUGCAAUAUUCAGUUCUUCAUCUUCUUGAUCGGUGAAGCACACACGCGUCCCCCUAGUGCCCUAGACAAUCGUGAGCACGAUUGCUACGUUUUCAAACUUCAGUUCCAUUCUGGAAUGGGAAGCGGUCUUGUUCGAGCAAGUACUCUCCUGCGAGAGGGUUGCUUCAAGCUUCCGGUUAGGAAGGCGCAUAUUUCAUCAUGAUCUUGUCGAUGGCGCCAUUGGUCAAACCAGGUCCAGAACACGGGAUUCUAAGCACAAGAAAGGAACGACGGAAGGUACCGCUACCGCACAGGAGCUCUCAAGGCAUGAACAGUACUUCUCUCGAGAUCAUACCGCAGUUAGCUUGAUCUCGUGUCGUCCUACGCUGAGGAUGGGUUUCGAGACUCUGCUCCUUCAACUUGGUGUUCCAACGGCCGACAGCGUCGACCAACUCAACGUCGUCUGCAUGCAGCCUCUCCGGGUCUCGGUACGGCUUGUCAUCUUCCCCCUUCGAGGUCGCGUAGUAGUGGACAACGAGUCCAUCUGGCCGCGAAUGGUGGAACCCCCCACUGCAUCGUAAGGGGUCAGCGUACUGCGGGUCGUUCCCUCGCAGGACGUACGCCUGCGUCGUCAUCGGUACGUGCUGAACUUCCGACCCCACGAUACGCAUGUGGACGCGCGCCAAGCGCCUAGGGUAGUCCCCAGGGCGCACGGUGAGGAGCUCGAGGCUGGCCGUUCGCGUCCAUCGUCACCUUGCCGCGGAGUGUGGAUGUCGCGAAGUAGUGUCUUUCAGUGAUAACCAGCAGAAAGGGUGCAUACU
Messenger RNA from Dichomitus squalens LYAD-421 SS1, 1930 nucleotides. Its product is annotated as ribosomal protein S5 domain 2-like protein. Gene Ontology annotation, biological process: U1 snRNA 3'-end processing; nuclear polyadenylation-dependent mRNA catabolic process; TRAMP-dependent tRNA surveillance pathway. The transcript has 9 exons. The coding region runs from base 4 to 879 and encodes 291 amino acids. NCBI's taxonomy places the organism in Eukaryota, Fungi, Basidiomycota, Agaricomycetes, Polyporales, Polyporaceae. The record is from RefSeq and is a predicted model, not a curated record. Gene Ontology annotation, cellular component: nuclear exosome (RNase complex); cytoplasmic exosome (RNase complex).